AUGUCUUCACGGUAUUCUGGAGGUGGAAGUAGUAUCGAACAAUAUGUACAGCAACUUCCAUUGUUAUCACUGGUAGUACUACCAUUGAUCAGCGCCAUAUUUGGAUUGAAAUAUGUGAAUUUGAAGAGUGUGAUCCAUUUUCAGCAGGGAACUCUUGGCUCAUCACCAUGGAGAGCUGCAACCACAAUGACAUUCCUCUCAAUUCCAAUAUUCUUUGUCUGGUGUCUCUGCGUACCAACACCAUCUGCCAUAUUCUUCCAAGUUGGAGCAUCGUUGGCUCUUCUUCUGACAGCUCUAACUUCUUCUCCAAUUCUUCAUUAUCUACCAUCUCCGUCGUUAAGUAUGUAUUAUCAGCUGCGAUAUCUCUCGAAGCCACUCCGUUCUAUCAUCACCAUGACUCAAUAUGUUCUCUUAUCCGCUAUCUCGAUUAUUCUCUUGUAUCUCAGCGCCACAUUUCUCUCAACUAUAACUAAUCUUUCGAUUUAUUUGGUCCUUCCUUUAAUUGCCUAUUUCUCUCUAUUUGCUGUGAUAUUCAGUGGACAUUCGAGUAUGAUGAAUGCAAGUUUCUUUUUGUAUAUUGUGGUGUCAAUAUUGGGAAUAGGAAUAUUCUUGUACUAUGCUGUUCAAGACAUUCAGUCAUUUGGAACUUUGGUCCCAGUGGAGAAUUUCAGAGUUUCUGAUAUUCUAUCUAGUUUGAUGGUUGGCUUUACAGUCACCUUCUACCUUUUGAAUUCCAGCUUCCAGUAUCAGAUCUAUUCUCCCAUGCCAACCAUGCACAAACUUCGACUCACUCUAACUUUUUAUGGAGUAUUCCAGUUAUUUGUGUCAAUUUUUAUAUUUCUCUGUGCCACAAUCUUCCUCAACUUUCUUCGAGAACACUGCAAAUUCGCAAUGUCUUUUGGAUCAUUCUUCCAAUUUUCGAAAGCAAUUCUGGGAAAUCGAAUUCAAGUUUUCACCGUCUGUGCCUCUUGUCUUUGUAUUCUCUCUUUCUGUCUACAAUGGACGAUAAUGUCACUGGUGACACUCACAUGGGAAGAGUUUUGGGCGAAGAAAUUAAGAGCCUGGAAUCCAAUUCAACAAUUGUGCUCUUUGCAAUUUGGAAUGCUGAUUUUGACCACGAUUGUAGUAGUUUUAACGGUGGCCACUAAUUUGGCACGGAUUCCUAUUGGAAUGCAGCUCCCGACAAUUAUCUAUGUGCUUUUCUCUCUAUUCUCCAUCAUCUCCGGAGUGACGAUAUGUGGCUAUUAUCUCCCAUUCUGCUCUUCAACUGGUGCUAUAUCCAGUUUUAUGCUUACCAUGAUAAUAACUGCGGGCAACUUGGCACUUUAUUUGGUGAAUAAUACUCCCCAAAAGUUUCAAAAUUCUUGUAUUUUGGAAGAUGCAGUGGGAAACGGAACUUCUGUUUCGAGAGCUAUAAGCAUGGAUCGAGUGGUAUAUUUCGUGUCACAUCUCCCACCGCAAUCUCAACCAAUUAUAAGUUUGAUGCUCUUCGUUAUCAUCUGCUCAAUAAUCUCAUUCCUCACUGGUGGUCAAGAUCAAAUGGGUCUCGACUGGAAUUUGAUUGCAUUCACAUGGGCAACAUCAGUCAGGAGUCCUUCCAGUUUCUCUAAACGACAAUUCGUCGUGGCAGCUGAUACAGAAGAUUUUCGAUAUGCUCAACAACAGAAUAAUCCAACACCCAGUCCAGAUGUGAAUGCAUAUCGAUGA
Caenorhabditis briggsae is the source of this 1707-nucleotide messenger RNA. NCBI's taxonomy places the organism in Eukaryota, Metazoa, Nematoda, Chromadorea, Rhabditida, Rhabditidae. The transcript has 8 exons. The record is from RefSeq and is a predicted model, not a curated record. The coding region runs from base 1 to 1707 and encodes 568 amino acids.